This is a messenger RNA of Helobdella robusta, 2358 nucleotides long. RefSeq lists its product as hypothetical. NCBI's taxonomy places the organism in Eukaryota, Metazoa, Annelida, Clitellata, Rhynchobdellida, Glossiphoniidae. The record is from RefSeq and is a predicted model, not a curated record. Gene Ontology annotation, molecular function: protein serine/threonine kinase activity; ATP binding; magnesium ion binding. The annotation marks the transcript as partial. The transcript is spliced from 17 exons. Gene Ontology annotation, biological process: regulation of DNA-templated transcription; intracellular signal transduction; protein phosphorylation.
CAAACACACACAAACACACACACACACAUAACAGUAAACCUAGAUGGGAAAGAAAAAGUAGGUAUUAAAGAUUUUGAAAUAUUGAAAGUUCUUGGAGAAGGAACCUACGGCCGAGUUUUCCUAGUCCGAAAAAUUACCGGCCCCGAUUCUAAUAAGUUCUAUGCCAUGAAAGUUCUAAAAAAGGCAGAGAUUGUAGUAAAAGCGAAAAAUGCCGAGCACAUGAUGACCGAACGGCAGGUCCUCGAACACAUCAGACGGACUCCCUUCGUGGUCACGCUGCAUUACGCUUUCCAAACUGACGAGAAACUGCAUCUGAUUCUAGACUUUGUGAAUGGAGGCGACCUAUACAGUAGUCUGAACUCGAGGGGCGGUUUCAAUGAGGAGCAGGUCAAAGUUUACAUCGCCGAGAUUGCCAUUGCACUGGAAUCGUUGCAUAAGAUAGGAGUUAUUUAUAGAGAUUUGAAACUGGAAAACGUUCUAUUGGGUGCUGAUGGUCACAUUGUCCUGACUGAUUUCGGACUAAGCAAAGAAUUCUUACCAGCUGAUAAGUAUCAUAGAACUUAUUCGUAUUGCGGCACAGUUGAAUAUAUGUCGCCAGAACUGGCUUCAAAAUGCAAAGAUGGACAUGAUUACACUGUUGAUUGGUGGUCGUUAGGAGUUCUCUGCUUUGAGUUGAUCACAGGUUCGAAUCCCUUCUCCAACGGAGACCUCGGAGAAGAUACCGUUAACAGGUUAAUAACUUCUGUGGAGCCUUCGGUUCCCGCGUUUCUUUCACGCCACCUAGCCAGCCUGAUCAGAUCCUUGCUCCAGAAGAAUCCGAAAUUUAGAUUAGGCAGGAAUGGGAUCGAUGAUUUGAAGGCACAUCCCUUCUUCAACAAUUUAGAUUGGGACAAACUGCAGAGGAAAGGACUUCCGCCCCCGUUCAAACCAAAGAUCAUAAAUGAUUACGACGUCAGCAAUUUUGACGACAGCUUCACUAACAAGCCACUAGUUUCUCCGCCUGUUCAUAAAAAAGCGUGCUGCCUGAGAAACCCCGCCGAUGGCCUUAAGAAUUCAAGCCAAGGUUACUCAUACGUCGCUCCGUCGGUUUUGUUCACAAAAAAUUCUCUAUCUGGUUCCUUCCUAUCUCUGAGUGAUGAUGACGACGACGACGAUGAUGAUGAUGGUCCUGGUGAUGAUCUUAAUAUCGCCCUAGCCAUGACUUUCAAGGACAGUGGGUUUUUCCAGAAAUAUUCAAUGGACCUUGACGGCGGAGAGCUGGGCAAGGGAUCGUUUUCUAUUUGCAAGAAAUGCAUAGACAAGAAAACAAAGACGGAAUACGCUGUAAAAAUCGUGAGUAGGCGUGUGGAUACGAGAAAUGAAACGGCGAUAAUGAGGGAGCUACAAAGCUGCCCAUUUAUCGUCCAACUGAUUGACGUUUUUCAGGACAAGCUGCACACGUACAUCGUAAUGGAGCUGGUGAGUGGGGGCGAGUUAUUGAGUAAAAUUUUCCACCAAAAUUAUUUCGGAGAGGCCGAAGCGAAGCACGUAUUUCGGCAGUUGCUGAGCGCCGUUCAGUACAUGCACCAUAACAACUCCAUCGUUCACAGGGACCUUAAACCAGAGGUUUAUUUAUUUACAGACAACCACAACAACUACAACAACAACACUCCCAACAGUACCAGCACGAACAACAGCAAAACUUCCAACGCGAGCAAUGGAUUGAAGACCCCGUGCUUUACAUUAUAUUACGCUGCUCCCGAAGUCCUGAGCAAGGGGAGGAGCUAUGACGAGUCAUGUGACCUGUGGAGUUUAGGAGUUAUAUUGGUUAGUUGUUGUUGUUGUUGUUUUCGUUGUUACGACAACGACGAUGAUGAUGCGGCUUUAUUUAACAUAAUGAGGAGGAUAAAAGCUGGAGAUUACAACAUGAAAGGCGAGAGGUGGGAUGGAAUUUCCCAAGAUGCUAAAAAUAUCAUUCAAGGCCUGCUAACUGUCGACCCGACAAAGCGCCUAACAAUCAAACAAUUGCUCGAUCAUGAUUGGCUGUUUCCUUACAGCGACCCCUGGCAAGUCACGACGUCAUCAACAGCCUCACCGAAGAUCGCAAAUAAGAGGGAGGGUUUUAAACUGUUGGCCGUUGAUGGUGCGCCACUGGCUAAAAAACGAAAGCGAAAGAAUAAAACCGAAACUGAACUUUACUUGAAAUCCGAUGGUGGUAUUAAUAGCGAGUCAAAGAGUAAUAGCAACAGUGACAGCAUUCGCAGUAGCAGUAGCAGUUGUAAUGUUGGCACUGAUGAAAUUAUUUGUGGCAGAAGUAGUUGUAGUAGUGGCAGUAGUCGAAAUACUAGUAGCACUAUAUCCGCCCCAUCUUCGCCAUGA